AUGUCACCGAGCUCUUUGAGCUUGCCAUCUCCCUCGUGUUACUUUUGUUUCCAAAUUCGUGUCUUAGAGUUUUGUCGCAGGUUUCUUGAACAUCUUCAAGGAUUUGAAAGGAUUGGCAGCUUAGUAGCCAGAGUUGGUCUGUACAGAGAUGACAUCGAAUUAGUUGCUGCCCAUAGUUGGAAGGAUUAUGCAAAACUAAUAUUUUUGAAGUUUAUCAAGUUAAAAUGUCCAUCAUCUCCAAGCAAGAGGAUAGAAAUGGAUGUCAUGAAGUUGAUGAUGAGUGACUAUAAUGUGGAGACAAUAAAUGGAAAUUUUUUCAUCUUUCUUUGUCUUUUGGUAGACAUUAAUUGCUCCUCAUCUCCAUCUCCCCCUUCGAAUCUCCAUCUCCCCCUCUUUCUCCUCUUGCUUCUCAUCUUCAAAACGCCUCUGCCAUUCUCUUUUCCUCUCUAUGCGGAUCUCCCUUGCUUCUCCUCUGCCCUCCUUUCCACUCGCCCUAGCUGCAAUGAAACAAUAAGAACUGAAAGAAGCCAAAGCCCCUUAGCUAGACCAAGUUUAAUUGUCGGUGGACUUGCUAACAUCUCUAAUACGGAAACCAACAUCAGUCCGGGUUCAGUCUCUCACCUGGAAGUGAAAGUGGGAGGUUUGUGUAGACUUUUGAUGUGGGACUUUGUGCAAGUCGUUGUGGUGGUGACACGUGUCAUGGAGAUUAGGUUCAACAGUUUGAGAGAGUUGGCAGUCGGGAGCUUCGGCAGGUGUCUGGCACCUUGGAAGAGUGUCUUCCUUCGGCACGGGAGAAGGCGUUUUGGUGCUAUAUGUUUUGAGGCUGGAUAUGCUCGGUUGAUUAUGGUGUGCAGUAGUACCCCAAGUUUGCAGUCAAGAAGUAACUUCUGGGUUGGGAACUUGUUAGAUUUUUGUGUAAUCGUGACCGAGCAUUCCAGGUUCAAUGGGAGUCGUAAGGCAUUCCCUAGUCCACCGAGUUGGCAAGUUAGAAGGAGCCCGGGACUGGGCUCUAUGGAGUUGAGCAUUGGUAGAGGCCGUGGCCUUGAAGCUUUGGCAAGGGAGCCUUGGGGAGCAAAAUUUGAAAAGCAAGGAGCUCGGCCUAUGGACUCAACCAAGCUUCGGCAAGCAAGGCAAGGGUGGAGAAUUGUGGAGAUCUUUGGUUCUCGCGAGGAGUUGGAGCUGGGACGGUGUCGUGUGCUGGAGCUAGGCAGCAGGUACGCAUCUUAUGGAUGUUUGUUUUGUUGGGCACAUGCCCUGCCGAUUGGCAAGGUUCAGUUGACAAAAUUAGUGACUUCUUUCAUUGUGUGUUCGGCUAUGUCUUCUGUAGGAAUUGAGACCACUCCACAGUCGACCAUUGUGAAAUUUCGUGGAGCUGGGCUCGGGAGGCUAGGUGCCUUGAUCAGAUUUUUUGAGGUGAGUUUGUUUUCGAAGACCAUUGGUUCGGCAACACAAUCCUUGCCUGUAAGCAAGGGAUAUCUGGGACUAACUUGCUGGUUGGAAAUUCACGGUCGUUUGACAAGGGAGCUAGAGCUCAGGCCUUCGGCAAGUUCGGAGUUGGGCCUUGAGGGCAAAUUUGGAAUCCUUGAGGCUGGGCCCUUCAUGGUGUUGGUUUUUGGCAAAGUAGGCAAGGCUUCAUCCUUGCGUGCCCCUUGGUGUUUUAGCUCAAGUAAGCUUGGAGCUGGGCUUCAUGAGUUAGCAAUUCGUGGUGAGCCUCCCCUUGCCUCUCCACGGGCCUUGCCAUUCGGCAAGGUCCUUCAUUAUUUUUGUUUUGGUCCCAUGGCCGGCCCCGGGCGGUACAAGGGAUUUGGGAGGGAAGUUGAAGGGGUGCUAGGGUUUCUCGUGUACCUUGGGGCUUUAUAA
Prunus armeniaca (apricot) is the source of this 1860-nucleotide messenger RNA. Lineage: Eukaryota; Viridiplantae; Streptophyta; Magnoliopsida; Rosales; Rosaceae. The record is from the annotation of a GenBank genome assembly.